Acanthopagrus latus (yellowfin seabream) is the source of this 3485-nucleotide messenger RNA. RefSeq names its product dystrobrevin, beta a (gene dtnba). Gene Ontology annotation, cellular component: plasma membrane; synapse. The transcript is spliced from 21 exons. NCBI's taxonomy places the organism in Eukaryota, Metazoa, Chordata, Actinopteri, Spariformes, Sparidae. The coding region runs from base 495 to 2342 and encodes 615 amino acids. The record is from RefSeq and is a predicted model, not a curated record. Gene Ontology annotation, molecular function: zinc ion binding. Gene Ontology annotation, biological process: synaptic signaling.
CUCCCAGCGUGAAGUAAUAGACAUAUUUGAUCGAUUAAUAACAUUGUACCAACUGUAGAAUGAUACUAACAUUGUUGGUGCUGGCUGCCCAGCGUGUUAAGUUGGUGUAAGAGGCAGCAGCAGCGCUCACUGUCAGAGGGAAAGGGGGCUGGACUGGACUGAGGAGAGGAGUGACUUUCUUUCAAAAAUAGUACGCUUCAUCACAGCAGUAACCGGUUCAGCAGCGGCGGCCGGGUAUGGAGGGUGUGAAUCAUGGCUUACUACGGAAAUAAAUAACGGGGCCGGGACGAUAUUAUUCAAGCCAAUGAGGAAAUACAAAAGGCGGUGAAAAGAAGAAGCGGCCAUCUGAAGAGAGAAAUAAACCGCUAGCUAAAGUCAGUGCCACACGUUUCAGUGUUGAUGUUGGUAUUUGGCCACGAAUACCUGCCGAAAAGUACUCCCGACAUCCUUUAUUGAGGCUCCUCUGUCCUGUGUGACCCCCUGACACAGAGAGGAUGGUGAUGGAGGAGGGGGUGCAGAGAGACAGAGGUAGGGGGACCCCAGCAACACCAGGAGCAGAGGCCAGACAGAUUUUUGUGGAACUUGGGGAGCAGAACUUUGAUGCCAUAUGUCUCUCUACAUAUCGAACAGCCUGCAAGCUCAGAUACAUACAGAAGAGAUGCAACUUGCAUCUGAUCGACAUAUACAAUGUGAUAGAGGCGGUGCGGGACGCUGGUCUGAAUGCUGUAGAGCUACACGCCGGCAUCUCUGUGAUCCGACUGGAGAACUUGGUGUCCUCCCUGUUCAACCAGCUCAGCAAGCGCCUGCCCACCACACACACCAUCAACCCACGAGAGAGCACUGUUCUGUUAGUUGAGUUCUUACUGGCCACCGUUGACAGUGAACCAGACAGCCGUUUGACGGUGCUCUCUGUGAAGGCGAUGCUGUCCAUGUUGUGUGGAGGGAAACUGGUUGAUAAACUCCGUUAUGUGUUUUCUCAGGUAUCUGACUCUGGUGGCGUGUUGGUACAGUCCAAGUUUGAUGGUUUUCUGAGAGAGGCUCUCAAGCUGCCAACCGCUCUACAUGAGGGACCGUCCUUUGGCUACACACACACUUUAGCGCGCUCAUGCUUCCCACAACACAAGAGGGUGAUGCUCAACAUGUUCCUGGAUAUUGUAGCUGAUCCUCCUCAGUGUCUUGUGUGGCUGCCUCUCAUGCACCGCAUGGCCAACGUGGAGAAUGUCUAUCACCCCGUCUCAUGCUCCUACUGUCGUGGCAACGGUAUGACGGGCUUCCGCUAUCGCUGCCUCCGUUGCCGGGGUUACCAGCUCUGCCAGAACUGCUUCUGGCGUGGCAACGCCAGCGGCUCUCAUAGCAACAAGCAUCAGAUGAAGGAGCACUCAUCCUGGAAGUCGCCGGCGACAAAACUUGGUCGAGCCCUGAGCAGGACUCUGGGCUGUGUGUCAUCUAGAGAGCCCCCUCAUCCAAUAUACCCAGAGGAACCUGAGAUGACCCUCAACCUCGCCAACAUAGUCCCUUCUCGUCCUAUUAGGAACACCAGUGAGGCCAUGUUGCUGUCCUCAUCAGCGCCCGAGUCCUCCAAGAGUUUGUCAGCUGCUCAGCGUAUGAAUGAAGAACAUGCUCUGAUCGCUGCAUAUGUGAAUCGACUCCAGAGCAGUCCGAGUAGUGUUAACAGUCCCAGCAGGCAAGAUGAGGAGCACAAACUGAUUGCCCGCUACACGUCCAGACUAGCAGAGACUGACGGCACAGGAGUGAUACCAAAACGGAGCAUCGACUUUGAUGUUAACAAACAAAAGAGGGAGCUCAUCGCUCAGCUGGAGUGCAAAAAUAGAGAGAUCUUGGCAGAGAUCAAGCGUCUCCGUGCAGAGCAUGACGCAGCGUGCCAGUCCAGCCCAGAGAAGGGCAGCACCAACCCAACCCUGCUGGCCGAGCUUCGCCUGCUCAGACAAAGGAAAGAUGAGCUGGAGCAGAGGAUGUCAUCUCUGCAAGAGAGCAGGAGGGAGCUGAUGGUACAGCUGGAGGGACUGAUGAAGCUGCUCAAGGCGCAGGCGGCUGGCUCUUCUCAUGCCUCUCCUUCUCGACCGAGCCCGUCAACCGUCCGCUCUGUAGGUGCUGUGUCUCCUCAGGCUUACAUGUACCCUCCUCAAGAUUCACUCGCAGGGGUGGGAGGUGACGUACAAGAAGCAUUCGCUCAAGGCCCGAGAAGGAACCUGAGGAAUGACCUUCUGGUAGCAGCCGACUCCAUCACCAACACCGUGUCCUCGCUGGUCAAAGAGCUCCACUCCGAUGAUGUUCGGGAGGAGGAGGAGAGAUUGCUGAAUGGGAAGGACAGAGCAGGUUAAAAUGAUCGCAGGACAAACAGAAACAACAGAGUGAUGAAUCGUCACGGCCAAAGAAGACCGACCUUGCUGGGAUUAAAAUAUAUCUUCUUAUAUUCAUCGUUAGCCAGUGGGGAUUAGACCUCCACCGCCAACCAAUCACGAUGCUGGACACCAAAUGGCCGCUGGGUCCCUACUGAUGUAUAGCUGUGAUUCUUUGUGUGUCUUGUCACUGUGGUUUUACUUUUGUUUUGAUUUGAUCAUGUGUAGCUAAACGAGGAAUCUGAAACCUACUGAUUUGUACUGUAGCCUGCAUGUGUUUGUGUGUGCGCUCUGCAUUUUUGAGGUACGGGAGGGUCGAGUAAGUGCGAUGGAGACAGAAAGAUGCCUGUGGGAGAUUUGUGAGGGAUAAGAGUGCAGGAAAGUUUCGGGAUCGAGAUAUAGGAUGUUAGAAAAGACAGUGAAAAAGAUUAAGAGAAGUGAGUUGUAACGUUUCAAGUUUCGGCACUGUGUGCUUAGUAUUUAUUGCUUUUGAUUUGAUUUUUGACAGUUAUUCAUUCAGUUUGAGUGUUUAUGUGUGCGAGUGUGGUCAGGCCCUGCUGAGAUGAUAAGCUUUAAUGGGACGUUUCCUGCUGGAUCGAGCCCAGCCCCUUCUGGCUGUGGUGGUGAUAGGAGGUGGAAAGUUGAGGUCCCGGUCCUGGUCCAGGUGUCUGAAACCUGGAUGAAAUUAGUGCCAUGGGUGCUCGUAUGAUAGCAGCUCAGGUUGUCCAGGCCUCUUUGUAUCUCGGUACUGCAGUGGGACUCCAGUCAAAGAGGAGAUAUCUGAUUACUUUGAGUGUUUGUGUGUCUGUGUGGAGAGAGAGAGAGAGAGAGAAUAUAAGACCAUUUGCUUCAACACGAUAGCCGCAGCAGCAGAGUAGGAAAGUGUGUGAGAAGUGGCCUCUAUUAUAUACACAAAAAAAUUCUGAUAUUUUGUCGUCAUUUGGGUGAACUGGUCCUUUAAUGAACCUACAAUUAACCUUAGUGUUUCUCAACAUAGAAACAAGACAACCCUAACCCUUUUUGUUCCUGCUAGCCUUGCAUGCAGAAUAAGGAGCUCCAAGUGGCCCUUACCUAAAAUGAUCUAUGCAAAAGAACAGAAUCACAUUUUAUAUAUAUAUAUAUAUA